Molecule: messenger RNA, 4490 nt
Organism: Raphanus sativus (radish)
Lineage: Eukaryota; Viridiplantae; Streptophyta; Magnoliopsida; Brassicales; Brassicaceae
Product: magnesium-chelatase subunit ChlH, chloroplastic
Exons: 5
Coding region: 140-4303 (1387 amino acids)
Biological process (GO): chlorophyll biosynthetic process
Cellular component (GO): chloroplast
Molecular function (GO): magnesium chelatase activity
Source: RefSeq, a predicted model, not a curated record
CACCACUUACCUUCGAAACCAUCGCUUCUUUUUUAGUUCAGUUCCUUUCUUCCCCACAGAAACAGAAGAUCAAACGACCACAAUAACAAAAACGAGAUCAGUUCUCAGUCUCUUCUCCAUCUAUCCGCCAUCUCGGACAAUGGCUUCAUCAUCACUUAUGUAUUCACCAUUCACUCUCUCUGCUUCUAAAGCAGAGCAUCUCUCUUCCCUCUCCAACACUACCAAACACUCCUUCCUCCUCCGAAGGGGAAAGUCAAAACAAACAAAACAAACCAAAUCUCUAUUCAAAGUGAAGUCCUCUGUUUCCGGCGGCAACGGUCUCUUCACACAGACAAACCCGGAAGUCCGCCGUAUAGUCCCCGUCAAGAGAGACAACGUCCCAACCGUCAAAAUCGUCUACGUCGUCCUCGAGGCGCAGUACCAGUCAUCUCUCUCCGAAGCGGUCCAGCAGCUCAACAAAACCUCGAGGUUCGCGUCCUACGAAGUCGUCGGAUACUUGGUCGAAGAGCUUCGCGACAAGAACACUUACAGCAGCUUCUGCAAAGACCUCGAGGACGCCAACAUCUUCAUCGGAUCCCUCAUCUUCGUCGAGGAGCUCGCGCUGAAAGUCAAAGACGCCGUGGAGAAAGAGAGAGACAGGAUGGACGCGGUCCUCGUCUUCCCUUCGAUGCCCGAGGUGAUGAGACUCAACAAGCUCGGCUCCUUCAGCAUGUCUCAGCUCGGGCAAUCCAAGUCACCUUUCUUCCAGCUCUUCAAGAGGAAGAAAGGAACAAGCUCCGCGGGGUUCGCGGACAGUAUGUUGAAGCUCGUUAGGACGUUACCUAAGGUGUUGAAGUACUUGCCGAGCGACAAGGCUCAAGACGCGCGUCUCUACAUCUUGAGUUUGCAGUUCUGGCUCGGUGGGUCCCCUGAUAAUCUCCAGAAUUUCGUUAAGAUGAUCUCCGGUUCUUACGUACCGGCUUUGAAAGGUGUCAAGAUUGAAUACUCUGAUCCGGUUCUGUUCUUGGACACUGGGAUCUGGCAUCCACUCGCUCCGACCAUGUACGAUGACGUCAAGGAGUAUUUGAACUGGUACGACACUAGGAGAGACACCAACCCUUCACUCAAGAAGAAAGAUGCUACGGUUAUCGGUUUGGUCCUCCAGAGGAGUCACAUUGUGACGGGUGACGAUAGUCACUACGUGGCUGUGAUCAUGGAGCUCGAGGCAAGAGGCGCUAAGGUGAUUCCUAUUUUUGCUGGAGGGUUGGAUUUUUCGGGUCCGGUCGAGAGGUAUUUUGUGGAUCCUGUGACGAAGCAGCCUAUUAUAAACUCCGCUGUCUCCUUGACCGGGUUUGCGUUGGUGGGUGGACCGGCGAGGCAGGAUCAUCCGAGGGCUAUUGAGGCUCUGAAGACGCUUGAUGUUCCUUAUCUUGUGGGAGUGCCGCUGGUGUUUCAGACGACUGAAGAGUGGCUUAACAGCACGCUUGGUCUUCAUCCCAUCCAGGUGGCUCUCCAGGUUGCUCUCCCUGAGCUUGAUGGUGGGAUGGAACCGAUUGUUUUCGCUGGUCGUGACCCUAGAACAGGGAAGUCACAUGCUCUUCACAAGAGAGUGGAGCAACUCUGUAUCAGGGCUAUUCGCUGGGGAGAGCUCAAAAGAAAAACUAAGGCAGAGAAGAAAGUGGCAAUCACUGUUUUCAGCUUCCCACCAGACAAAGGAAACGUAGGAACCGCAGCUUACCUAAACGUCUUCGCCUCCAUCUUCUCCGUCCUAAAAGACCUCAAGAGAGACGGCUACAACGUGGAAGGCCUCCCCGAGACAGCUGAGACUCUCAUCGAAGAGAUUCUCCACGACAAGGAGGCUCAGUUCAGCAGCCCCAACCUCAACGUCGCUUACAAAAUGGGCGUCCGCGAGUACCAGACCCUCACUCCUUACGCGACCGCCUUGGAGGAGAACUGGGGGAAGCCUCCGGGGAACCUCAACUCGGACGGAGAGAACCUCCUCGUCUUCGGGAAAACCUACGGAAACGUUUUCAUCGGCGUGCAGCCGACGUUCGGGUACGAAGGGGAUCCCAUGAGGCUCCUCUUCUCCAAAUCCGCGAGCCCUCACCACGGUUUCGCGGCUUACUACUCUUACGUGGAGAAGAUCUUCAAAGCCGACGCCGUGCUUCAUUUCGGAACCCACGGCUCUCUCGAGUUUAUGCCCGGGAAGCAAGUGGGGAUGAGCGACGCUUGCUUCCCGGAUAGUCUCAUUGGGAACAUUCCCAAUGUUUACUACUACGCGGCUAACAACCCUUCAGAAGCAACUAUUGCCAAGAGGAGAAGUUACGCGAAUACAAUCAGUUAUUUAACUCCUCCAGCUGAGAACGCUGGUCUCUACAAAGGGCUGAAGCAGUUGAGCGAGCUUAUCUCGUCGUAUCAGUCUCUCAAGGACACCGGAAGAGGUCCGCAGAUCGUCAGCUCAAUCAUCUCCACAGCUAAGCAGUGCAAUCUUGACAAAGACGUGGAUCUUCCCGAUGAAGGCACGGAUCUUUCGGUUAAAGAGAGAGACCUCGUGGUUGGGAAAGUCUACUCCAAGAUUAUGGAGAUCGAGUCUAGGCUUCUCCCGUGCGGGCUCCACGUCAUCGGAGAGCCUCCGUCCGCAAUGGAAGCCGUCGCCACCCUCGUCAACAUCGCAGCCUUAGACCGAGCAGAGGAUAAUAUCUCGUCUCUCCCUUCUAUCUUAGCCGAGUGCGUUGGAAGAGAGAUCGAAGACGUCUACAGAGGAAGCGACAAGGGGAUCUUGACCGAUGUUGAGCUUCUCAAACAGAUCACCGACGCCUCGCGCGGCGCGGUCUCGGCCUUCGUCGAGAAAACCACAAACAGCAAAGGACAGGUCGUUAACGUAUCCGACAAGCUAACCUCGAUUCUAGGGUUUGGAAUCAACGAGCCGUGGGUUGAGUACUUAUCCAACACCAAGUUUUACCGCGCGAACAGGGAUAAGCUCAGGACGGUGUUCGGUUUCCUCGGAGAGUGCCUGAAGCUGGUGGUGAUGGACAACGAGCUCGGGAGCCUGAUGACCGCCUUGGAAGGGAAGUACGUCGAGCCAGGUCCGGGAGGCGACCCCAUCAGAAACCCUAAGGUGCUACCGACAGGUAAAAACAUUCACGCGUUGGACCCUCAGGCUAUCCCCACGACGGCGGCGAUGGCGAGCGCCAAGAUCGUGGUGGACAGGUUGGUGGAGAGGCAGAGGAUGGAGAACGAAGGGAAGUAUCCGGAGACGAUCGCGCUUGUGCUUUGGGGAACUGAUAAUAUCAAGACGUAUGGGGAGUCUCUCGGACAGGUGCUUUGGAUGAUUGGUGCUAGACCGGUUGCUGAUGGGCUUGGGAGAGUGAACCGGGUUGAGCCUGUGAGCUUGGAAGAGCUUGGAAGGCCGAGGAUUGAUGUUGUUGUUAACUGCUCUGGAGUCUUCCGUGAUCUGUUUAUCAAUCAGAUGAAUCUUCUUGACAGAGCAAUCAAGAUGGUAGCUGAGCUAGACGAGCCAGUUGAGAUGAACUACGUGAGGAAACACGCCAUGGAGCAAGCAGCAACGCUCGGCGUUGAUAUCAGAGAGGCAGCUACAAGAGUUUUCUCAAACGCUUCGGGAUCUUACUCGGCAAACAUCAGUCUCGCUGUUGAGAACUCUUCAUGGAACGAUGAGCAACAGCUUCAGGACAUGUACUUGAGCCGCAAAUCGUUUGCGUUUGACAGCGAUGCUCCUGGAGCAGGGAUGGCUGAGAAGAAGGAGGUCUUUCAGAUGGCUCUUAUGACUGCAGAAGUCACGUUCCAGAACCUUGAUUCUUCAGAGAUCUCACUCACUGACGUGAGCCAUUACUUUGACUCUGACCCGACAAACUUGGUUCAGAGUUUGAGGAAAGACAAGAAGAAGCCUAGCGCUUACAUUGCUGAUACAACAACCGCAAACGCACAGGUGAGGUCACUAUCUGAGACCGUGAGGCUGGACGCAAGAACGAAGCUGCUGAACCCAAAGUGGUAUGAAGGAAUGAUGUCAAGUGGAUAUGAAGGAGUUCGGGAGAUAGAGAAGAGACUGACCAACACUGUUGGAUGGAGUGCAACCUCGGGUCAAGUAGACAACUGGGUCUACGAGGAGGCCAACACGACUUUCAUCAAAGACGAGGAGAUGCUUAACCGUCUCAUGAACACUAAUCCAAACUCCUUCAGGAAGAUGAUCCAGACGUUCUUGGAAGCCAAUGGCCGUGGCUACUGGGAGACUUCGGAAGAUAACAUCGAGAAGCUCAAGGACUUGUACUCUCAGGUCGAAGACAAGAUUGAAGGGAUCGAUCGAUAGAUAAACAAUGUGAAGCAUAUUUUUUAAAGUAAAUGGAAACAAACUGCAUUGAUGUUUUAUUUUUCAAACAAUGACAUCAUCUCUAUGUGAAUAAGAGAAUGUUUUUGCUGACAUUUUCUGACUUUAUAUGAAUGUUGUGGAGCUUUUAAUUCUAAGCCUAAGAGGCAGUAUAUGAUGUUCUUUUUCA